CGACGCACAGACCUCGGGACGAAUCGCAGCGCGCGCUAGUGCGGCCACCCUCUUUUGCGGGGAGGAGCGGGGGGCAGGAGCGAGCGCGCCUGCGCGCUGGGCGGCCUUUUCCCACGUUCACGUGGCCGGAGGGUCGUAGUGCGGGUCUCCUUGCAGAGGCGGCAGCUCCAGAGCGGAGUACCAACUGCGGCGGUCGGCGUCAUGGCAGGGCAGGCGUUUAGAAAGUUUCUUCCCCUCUUUGACCGAGUUUUAGUUGAAAGGAGCGCGGCUGAAACUGUAACCAAAGGAGGUAUUAUGCUUCCAGAAAAAUCUCAAGGAAAAGUGUUGCAAGCAACAGUAGUAGCUGUUGGAUCGGGCUCUAAAGGAAAGGGUGGAGAGAUUCAACCAGUUAGUGUGAAAGUUGGAGAUAAAGUUCUUCUCCCAGAAUAUGGAGGCACCAAAGUAGUUCUAGAUGACAAGGAUUAUUUCUUAUUUAGAGAUGGUGACAUUCUCGGAAAGUAUGUGGACUGACAUCAUUAUUAAAAUGGCAUGAAGUGAAGCUGCCCAUUCCAGUGAAGUUGUGAAAUCUUUCAUCGUGUAAAUAAUUUUCAUGUCUCUUUUAUAAUAAACUAAUGGUAUCCAACCUAAUGAUAUCCAGUGUCUCUAAAAUUCAGUUUUAGUGUACUGAUACAAAUAUUAGCAAAUAAAAAUGCAUAAAUG
Odobenus rosmarus divergens (Pacific walrus) is the source of this 699-nucleotide messenger RNA. It is a transcript of the gene HSPE1, whose product is annotated as heat shock 10kDa protein 1 (chaperonin 10). NCBI's taxonomy places the organism in Eukaryota, Metazoa, Chordata, Mammalia, Carnivora, Odobenidae. The coding region runs from base 202 to 510 and encodes 102 amino acids. Gene Ontology annotation, cellular component: mitochondrial matrix. The transcript is spliced from 4 exons. Gene Ontology annotation, molecular function: metal ion binding; ATP binding; protein-folding chaperone binding. The record is from RefSeq and is a predicted model, not a curated record.